This is a messenger RNA of Melitaea cinxia (Glanville fritillary), 4496 nucleotides long. Its product is annotated as E3 ubiquitin-protein ligase MARCHF6. Lineage: Eukaryota; Metazoa; Arthropoda; Insecta; Lepidoptera; Nymphalidae. Gene Ontology annotation, molecular function: zinc ion binding. The transcript has 10 exons. The record is from RefSeq and is a predicted model, not a curated record. Gene Ontology annotation, cellular component: endoplasmic reticulum membrane. Bases 1 to 2598 code for a protein of 865 amino acids.
AUGAUGGACUCAGAUUCGUCCGGUGCGGACUUCUGUAGAUUUUGUAGAUCUGAAGCUUCGUCUGACCGACCUCUGUUUCAUCCUUGCAUAUGCACAGGUUCCAUCAAAUGGAUACACCAGGAGUGUCUCGUACAAUGGAUGCGAUACUCGCGAAAGGAAAUAUGCGAACUAUGUGGACACCGGUUUUCUUUUAUGCCUAUAUACUCACCCGACAUGCCAAGAAGACUACCACUUCGUGAUGUGGUCGGUGGUUUAGUGACGUCGGUCGCAUCAGCUGUGAAAGACUGGCUCCAUUAUACUUUGGUCGCGCUCGCCUGGCUCGGUAUUGUACCUCUCACCGCCUGUCGAACCUACAGAUGCUUGUUCUCGGGAUCCCUAGACCCAGUGAUAUCACUACCAUUUGACAUAGUAUCUGCUGAGAAUCUAGCGAAAGAUGUUUUCUCCGGAUGCUUUGUUGUGACAUGUACUUUAUUUUCUUUUAUUGGAUUGGUGUGGCUAAGAGAACAAAUUAUGCACGGAGGUGGCCCCGAUUGGAUGGAAAGAGAAAAUCACCCAGCUCCUGCAGCAGAGGAUAUUCCUUUACAGGAUAAUAAUAAUGAUCAUGUUAAUGAGGGUGCUGGUGACGAUGGGGGUGCACGUGAGGAACCUAAUGCGGAAGCUGGAGACGACCCAUUAGUGGGAGAUGAAGCUAAUUGGAACCCAAUGGAAUGGGACAGAGCUGCAGCUGAAGAGUUAACCUGGGCCCGAUUACUUGGUCUCGAUGGAUCAAUGGUGUUUUUGGAGCAUGUGUUCUGGGUUGUUUCUUUGAACACAUUGUUCAUUGUUGUCUUUGCAUUUUGCCCUUAUCACAUCGGUAAAUCCGGUGCUGCUGUAGCUGGUUUGAAUGCUGAGGGACCCUUUGCUGGUCUCUUAACAGCUUUAGCUGGAUAUGUGAUAGUGGGGGCUAUACUAGCCAUUCUGCAUGGUUUGGCAUCGUUGCUAAGGCUAAGAAGCGCUAAGAAAGCAUUAGGAUUUUGCUAUGUAGUGGUGAAAGUAGCAUUGUUAUCUGUUAUUGAGAUUGGCGUAAUACCAUUAGUGUGUGGUUGGUGGUUAGAUCUAUGUUCACUAUCCAUGUUUGAUGCCACCCUCAAGGACAGGGAGUUGAGUCUCCACGCUGCGCCUUGGACUUUAAUGUUUAUCCACUGGCUCGUCGGUAUGGUUUAUGUGUACUACUUUGCAUCCUUCAUAUUGUUGCUGAGAGAGGUACUCCGACCAGGAGUACUAUGGUUCUUGAAAAACUUAAAUGAUCCAGAUUUCAGUCCAGUACAGGAAAUGAUACAUCUGCCAGUAUGGUCUCAUAUACGUCGUCUUGUAGUAUCAGCCAUGGUGUUUGGAACGGCUGUAUUGUUUAUGUUGUGGUUGCCAAUAAGAGUGAUCAAAUAUGUGCUUCCUGGAUUUCUACCCUACGCUGUCGCUGUUCACACUGAGGCUCCCGUUAAUGAACUCAGCUUGGAGUUACUGUUACUACAGGUGAUCCUGCCGGCACUGCUGGAGCAAUCUCACACGCGUACGUGGCUGAAGGGCGGACUGAGAGCUUGGUGCGCGUGCGCGGCUGGCGCCCUUGGACUGCGAUCGUACUUGUUGGGAGAGGCGGCGCGAGACGAGCCACACCCACCACCGCACCCUCCCCACCAACUGGGAGCUGCACACCGGGCUCUGAUGUGGCGUGACGGACCUGCCGGUUUCGAGCCGUACGUACGAGUAUCGUGGUUCCCGCUGAGAUUGGCGGCCCUAUUGGCGCUCGUGUCCGUUUCGCUGGUGAUGGCCAGCGCGCUUACACUUGUAAUACCCGUUGCAAUAGGUAGAAAAGUCAUGGCCCUAUGGUUACCAAAGGCAUCCGACGGCGUACACGAACUUUACACAGCUGCUUGUGGCAUGUACGUAUGCUGGGCAGCGGGUCGCGGAGGCGCGCUGGCUGCGGGCUGGGCGCGCGGCGGACGUGCGGCGUUGCUGGAGCGAGCCGCGCUGUGGGCGCGGCGUGCGGCGCGGGCGGCGCUCGCCGCGCUGGCGCUGCUCGGCCUCGUGCCGCUCAUGUUCGGCCUGCUGCUCGAGCUUGUAUUAGUGAUACCACUAAGAGUUCCACUGGAACAGUCGCCAGUAUUGUUCGUAUGGCAAGAUUGGGCAUUAGGAGUUCUAUACACGAAGAUAGUGUGUGCGCUCACCAUGAUGGGCCCAGACUGGAGUAUGAGACGAGCAAUCGAAAAAGCUUACAGAGACGGUAUCAGGGAAAUGGAUUUAAAGUUCAUCUUGCGGUGUGUAGCGGCGCCGCUGGUGCGCUGGCUGGGGCUGGCGCUGGCCGUGCCGUACGCGCUGGCGCACAGCGUGGCGCCGCUGCUGCUGAGCUCGCCGGCGCAGCGCAACCUGCUGGCGCGCCGCGUCUACCCCGCGCUGCUGUUGCUGGUGCUCUUCGCCGCGCUCGCGCUCUUCCAGAUUCGUCAGUUCACGAAACUGUACGAGCAUAUAAAGAACGAUAAAUACCUCGUGGGACAGAGGCUGGUCAACUACGACCACCGGCGACACAAACAGCAACAACAGAGCACCGUCGCUUCGAGCAACUAGACAGAUAGCUAUAAUGACGCGACCGGGCGUGUGACAGAGACAGAUAUAUUCUUCUUCUAUGCACUUGUGAUACUGCAAUGUGAAUUUUAGAAUAAGUUAGGGCUCGUAGUCUAAAAUGUACACGGCUUGAAGACUUUUUUUCGUAUUUUUUUUAAUGAUUAAAUGUGAUAAAGGAAUUCAUAGUUAGUCCUUGUUGAACAGAUAAUAAAACAAUAUCAAAUAUUGUUAAUAGUAUCAUUAUUUCCUGUAAUUUUUAUUAAUAUGAAAGUGAUUUAGAACACGAUUGAUUUUAUUUAGUGCAAUAUAUUUGAAAGUUGAAACAUAAAACUGUUCUUAAUUUUAUAUCGAAAAAAUGGUUUAAAUUGAUAGUCUCGAGAACUAUGUAUUUUUGUAAAAGAUCAUGUCUCUUGCUUAUAUUUUUUUAUUGGUUUGCGAAUAUAAAAAAAAUUAAUUUAAUAUAAAUAAAUAUUUCCUUAUAAUCAGAAUAUUGGAUUAUGAGCGAGAGGAUUAUGAUAAAAAACAUAAUUUUUUUAAUAUUUUUAAAUUGUAUAAUAUUAAUGUGGUAUCGAACUAUCUUAUACUUACCGUCACGAAGUUUUGUUUAUAGGAAAUUGGUUUAAAUCAUGCUUUUCGCAUAAAUGUAAUGAUAUUGUAUAUAUAAUGUAUUAAUUUUAAAAUAAUGAAAAUAUUAUUUACAAAAUAAAACAUUUAAUAGAAUAUCUGCUAUUUAUAUUGGAAUUAUUAUAUAUUAUGUAGCACUUACCCGGUUAGUGGGAAUAGUAUGUAACUUGUAUAGUCGGACACUCUUCUAGGCAGUUUUAGCAAAAUAUUUUUUUUACAUAAGUAUGUUUUCAGAUAAGAAAAAAACUGGAGUAGUAAAGACAUGAACCUUCUAUUAAGUAUUAAGUAUUACUUGAGGAGUCUAGCUUUCUAAAUAUUCACAACAGUUUUAGUCUGAAAUAGUACGAUGGAAGAACGUACAUACGUAAGUACACGUAAGUAAGACGUUCAGUGUAUUUUCAUACCGAUUGGUUAAUGUAGAACGAAGUUUGUUUUUACCUAUGUAAUCUUGCAAAAAAUAUUUUUAGUACAAAACUUAGUCGCAAAGAUAUCUUGAAUUUUGUUAAUUUCAUUUCCAGAGUCGCAAAUGGUCUAUAUUUUCUAUAAAUCCCAUAAAUCCGUCCUACAGACAUCAAUUUAAUAAAACCAGGAAAUACUAUGUGAAUAAUCCUAUGUAAUUAUAAAAAAAUUAAAUUGAAUCUUAAAUUUGUCUUAUCGAUAGUUUAAAAUACUUUUUCGGUGAAAAUAUUUCAUCUCAGCUAAAGCAAAUCUAAUGUGAAAGGAGUGAAGCGUACACUUGAUAAAUAAUACUUAAUAAAUCUAUAAAUUAGUUUGAAGUUUAAAUAGUUCACAUCACUUUUUUUCUUUUUGUUCUUAAAAAUAAAACGCUUUAUCAGUUUAGUGUUAAACAAAACCAGUGCUUGCAGAAGUAACUAUGUAGUCUUACUGAAUUCCGUAGUUGAAUAAGUAGUUUUAUUCAUUAUUUAUUUAUAUACUGCUCAAUAAUCUACAUGUUCUGUUUCUCUUUAAUAUUAAGUAUUCUUAUAAUCUUAAACUUUUGCCAAAAUCUAUUGAAGUUUUAAUUAAUUCAUCUUCCAGAUUUAGAGGCAACUAGAUUUUAAAUAAUUUAAAUUAAAUAAUAACUAUUAAUAAAAGAUUUUGUUGUCGUUUGAAGAUAGUCUUGGAAAGGUAAUGCAUUAUUUUAUUCUAAUGUACCAUUUUUAUUAUAUUAGGAAAAGUAAAUAAGUCAAUUUUUUUUUUGCGAAGAAUCGGUUAUACGGAUAGAUAUAUUGUGGAUGGAGUAAGUAAAUUUGUAAACCAAUAAAAGGUUUAUCGCA